Adineta ricciae is the source of this 681-nucleotide messenger RNA. The record is from the annotation of a GenBank genome assembly. NCBI's taxonomy places the organism in Eukaryota, Metazoa, Rotifera, Eurotatoria, Adinetida, Adinetidae.
AUGUUUAACAUAGCAAAUAUCGUACAAAUAACACUGCCCGUGAAUUAUUCAAAUCAAUUGUCUGAUGAUUUAUUAGAAAAUGUCCGCAUCUUUCUUGAACCAGCAAGCACUCUGUUACUGUUAAUUAUUAAUAAUAGCUUUAUGGAAAAUGUUCAUCAUGCCCAAUACAUUCUCCCGCAAGGCCGAACAAAAUGGUGGAAUCCAAGUGAAAAUGCUGAGAAAGAAGAGGAAGACGAGGACGAGGACGAAGAAGAAAUGAAAGCCGAAACAGAAGAAAUCGAACCCGAACAAGGUCCACCACUUCUAACACCCAUUGGUGCUGAUGCUGAAAUUGAAAGCAUAAAAGCAUGGACGGCCAAAAUCUCUUCAAGUCUUAUUCCACAGUAUGCAUGUGCAUUCCUUCGAUCGAAUCUUUGGCCCGGCGCGUAUGCAUUCUCUCGUGGAAUGGCUUGGGAAAAUAUCUACGUUGGUUAUGGACACAAAUACGUAACAACCGACUAUGGACCGGAAUUGCCACCAUUGCCAGCUAAUGAAUAUAAUGAUGGACCAGAAAUUGUUGAAGCCGAUGAUCCAUUGCCAGAAGAUGAAGCGAAAGCAAAGGCAGCCGAAGAACAAAAAGCUGAAGAAGAAGAGGAGGAGGAAGAGGAAGAAGAAGGAAAUGGUGAUGACGAAGACGAUUAA